AUGAACGUUACACGUGAGGAUUGCUCGGUAAAUCCUCAAGUAUUAGCAUCAUUUAAGUGGCCAUGCUGUUCUAACUCUAAUCGUGGGAAAUUAAGCCCAAUGUAUCAGCUAAUAGUUGGACUUGGUUAUAUAGUGUUUCUAAUUUUAUUUGCUUUAGUUUUAAGUUUAGUUAUUCAGACAAAUAACAUAUAUAACUCUGUAUCAAGUACCUCUAUGACAGUAAAUAUGGCAAAUUGGAAUCCUAGUGAAUAUACAGCUAAGGAUUCAAAUAUUUACACAAUACAAUCCUAUUCAGAUAUUCAAAAUUGGCUAUACUAUGUUUUAGGCCCUCUACUACUUCAUGGAUAUAUAUCUAAUCAAAAUCUACUUAUUGGAGUAGUUUUAAAGAAGUGUGAAUCAAAAUAUGUAGCUGAGAAUACAUAUGAAUAUUACUCACCUUUUAUCCCAAAAACAUAUGGAAAUUUACAUAUACUAGAUCGUUCUAAGUGUAAGGAAACUACACUAAAUCUUAUAUCUCGUAUAGCAUCUCCAUAUAAGUCACUACAACAGUUCUUUAAUUCUACAGACGAUUUUGUUUAUCAAUAUGUUGAAAAUGAAAUUCCAAAUCUACCAAUAAUAUCAAACAACACAAAUGUAACGAGUGUUAAUAUUGAAAUGUUACUUUAUAAUGGGAACAUCGAUGUAUUUAGUAUAUUGGAGUACAAUUUCAAACUGACAUCUUUUGGAUCUUACAGUUUCGAUUCAUCAUUUUGGAGUGCAACUCCAAUAAAAUCAUAUAUUGGUUUUCCUUGCUAUAAAUCUUGCAAUUUAACAACCAAAAAGAUUAUCCCAGUUAUUUUAUUUUUUUUUUAUUGCAUAUGUGUACUUUUUCAUACUCUAUCAGGACUUUUCAUGCUAUUCUCUAAUUGCUAUCAUAAUAGAAAAUUAAAAGAAAUUGCAGAUCAAGAUUCUGAUAAUCUAGAUUCUGUUAAUCCAACUUCAAGUAUUGAAUCUUGGAAAGAAUACUUUAAACAUAGAUCUUUGCCUAUAACUAUUAGAUUAUUCAAUUUAUGCAUAAUUGCUACUUGGCUCGGGUCUGGCAUUAUUUUGCAAGCCCUUCCUUAUGAAACACUGGAUGAAAUUUUGCAAUCAACAAAUAGCUAUACAGAUUAUAUCCUUCAUAAUUCCCAUAAUACUAAAGAUUUACAAUACUUAAAGAAAUUUACAUUGAGUAAUAUUAUUUGGACUGUAAAAUUGGCAUCUUCACUCCGCUUUAUUGGAAUAUCCCUGGGAUGCGUGGUUAUCCUACUAAUUAUAUUCAGAACAUUUCAUAUAUUCUCUACAUUAUUUACAAAUAUUAAUUCACCUCUAAUAGCAAUAUUCUUAUAUUUCAAAAAAAUAGUUGGUUUUAUAUUAUUUUUAUGUUUAAUUAUUUUAAUAGUUACAUUGACUAUUAUCAUAUUUCUCCAGUUUGACAACUUCUCAUUGUUUUUUGGAAGCUUUUUAGCAUCACUAUCAUAUUCAUUAAUGACAAUACUUCUGUCUCCUUGUCAGCCAGUCUAUUUUAAAGAAGGUUUUGCUAAUUUUAAUAUCAGAUUAUCUUUCUUUACCUUGUUAUCAUUUUCCGUUGCUUAUAUUCUUCUAUUUUUAAUACUAUUACCUUUGUCAAUAGCUACAACUAUAUACUUAUAUGGUGAAAUUGAACUUUAUCAAGUAUUCAACCAAAAUUCAGACAAUAUCUUUGCUAUAAAGUCAUCUUUAAAUGCAUGGAUACAACAAUUAUUUUUUCUUUCAACUUUUUGGCAAACUUUAUCCAACGAUUCUAGUUUAUCACAUAGAAUUAGACAAAAGAACAAGAACUAUUUAGAAAAUAUAAAUUUAGCUAGUAAAUAUGAUUUAGGCCAAAAUAACCAAUUUUCAUUUGAAAGAUGCCAAGUAAGUGAUGCUAACGAGAAUUCAUUGGAUACUUUUAGUGGAACAAAUAUAGAUUGGAUAAAACGAGGAUAUAGAAGAUUGAAACUUUUCUUCUCAUUUCCUCCAAAGCUUGAAUUUAUUCCUUAUCAACUAUUCAUACUGAUGUUUUUGUUUGUAUGUCUAUCUAUCUGUUGGACUGCUUUAGUAUUUCGUACUCAACUUUAUCCAAAUGUUCGUUCUGUUAUUUGGGAUAUACUUAAUGCACCAUUUAGAGCCCCAUCUCUUUUUAGUAUGAAUAUAGAUAUGAAUAAUUCACCAUAUAUAUUUCGUAAUUGUUCAUUGAGGAAUACUGAGUAUCCGAAGUUUUUUUUUAAUGAUGACCAAAUUAAACAGAUCCCAAGUUCCUUAAUAAUAGGUUUGAAUCAAUCUAUUCAGUUCAGCAAUAUAACAUCUAUGCAUCAUCUAAACAUUUGGUUUGCAAAUAUAUUUAUACCCUUGAUUGAAUCUGAUGAUAUUAAGGGAUCAUACAUAAAUUUAUCCAUACAUAAUAAUAAUUUACUUGAGACAUAUUCAAAUAAAGAUAAUAAUGGGCACAUGAUACCUAUUGCAUAUACCAAAUUAUAUCCAAUAACUAAUCCAAUGCUAAUUGUUAGACAGUCAUGUAGCAUCCCAAUAUGUAACUCAAAUCCAACUUCCGCUGGUUACUAUUUAUCAGUACUAUCUGACAUUUCCAGCGAAUUUGAUUCAAUUCAGAAUUUAGUUGAAUUCAAUUCAACUACCUCAAUGAAAAAUUUAAAUUAUUUAAAUACUUUCUCUUCAUAUAGAUCAUUUUCUAUUUUAGAAUAUGAAUUAAAUUAUAAAAAAAAAAGUAGAAUUUUAAGUAAUUCUAGAGAAGAUAGGACUAUAUUUGACAUAUCAGAAAUAGCUGGUAAUAACAUUAAUAAAAGUGGCACUAAUAAAACUGAAAAUAUAUCCUCAGUGACCUAUAAUAACUCAAAAAAUAAUGAAUCUUGGAUAAAUAUUGAUAAAAAUAUACAUCAUCAUGAAAAAGAUCUUAAACUUAGUACUUAUCUAAAAUUUUUUAAAUCUUUAGUGUCAAUUGAAACAACAAGCCAGCUACGAUCUAUGGUUGCUGAAAGUGGUAUCAGACGUGUCUUUUUUUUAUAUUCGGGUACUAAUGAUCAGAUAUAUCAACAAUAUUUAAAUGCUUUAAAUGGAACUACUGUUGGUGGCAUGUUCUGGAUAGUUAAAUUGGGAAGUUCUGCAAAUGAUGAAAUGUCAGUUGAAUUUUUGCCAUCUCUGACUCCCUUUAAAAAUAUCUCUGAGAUUGUUGGUUCUUCAGGAAAUCUAUUUGAUUUUAGUCUUCAAAAAAUGCAGAUUUUAUUUCCAAUUUACUUAUCAAGUAUAUCAUCAGUAGCACUUAUAGAUAUUAAUAUAGACUUUUCCCAAAGUGGACUUUUUGAAACAUAUUUUGAUGUAAAAAUUAUUGAUAGUUAUUGGAUUAAUUAUGAAAACAGUUCUAAUAUUAAUUACAAAUAUUUAAAAUUUAAUAAAGAAACUAAUUCUUCAAGUUCAUUAUGGGCUUACUGUUUUGUUGCACUAGCCAUUAUGUUGUUAAUUUUGACGAUAAUUAUUGCCCUAUACUUUUAUAAUGUUUCUAAAAGACGUCAGAUACGUACAUCUCAUAUUUUCCAUGCUGAUAUUGAUGAUAUAGAUUUUCCAAAUAAUAAUAAAACCUUUAGGACAAAACUGAAGGAUAAAACACUGAAGGAUGAUAGCUCACCAUCGAAAAGAGAUUAUAGCUCUACAAUAAGAAGAAGGGUAAAUACUUCUUCAGAGUCAAAGUCUUCAGAUAGUAAUGAUUUGAUAAACAAAAGUAGUAAAGGUGAUAAAAUAAAUAACAAAAAUAUAUUAAUAAGUAAUGAGAAAAAAAGUGCAGAAAAGAGUGAUGGAAAAGAAAGAAAUGGAGGUCAUAUACAAGAAGUGUCUAUGGAUGUUGAUAUUAGCGAUAUUUCAAUACCUGAUGAAGAUAUUAUUGUACUGUAUAGAUUGAGUAAAUUUAAUACAUUCACUCUUUCUAUCUUGACAUUGGCAUUUCUAAGUUGCUUUUUAACUUGUGUUGUAUUUUUUGCAUACCUAUCUACUCAAUUUGUAGUUUUGAAUUUGAAAACUAUAAAUUCAGAAGGUAAAUUUGUUUCAACUGCGACAUAUAAAUCAGAUGGAUUGCCAUGGUCAGUCCCAGUUUCUGAGACGAGCAAGUUCGAAGAAGAUAUACAAACUAUUGGCCAUGGAUCAGGAUUUUACAAUGGGAAUGCAUUCUCAUUAUAUUCUCUGCUUGAUAUUGUUGCUAAUAUACAAAAAUUAACUUGGUACUUCGAAAUGUUUGAAUUUUUUGCUGCAUUGUUGAUUUUUAUUUACAUUAUUUAUUUAUUAUUUUAUUCAGGAAUACUCAUUGAUCGUUAUCGUAAGACUAAAGUAUUUAGAAUCAAGAGUUUACAAACAAGUAGAGGAUACCGUGUAUCUUCACUUGAUUCAACAUUAUCUCUAACUAAUUUUAUGGAUUCAGCAUCUAUAACUGGUUUUAGCUGGAAAAGAGCAAAUAAUACAAUGCUCCCUUCUAUGUUUAUAACAUUUAUAUUUUUACUAUUUUUUGCCUUAAUUGGAUAUUGUACACUAGGAAUACAAGAAUUAUCAUUUCUUACAUAUUAUUAUUCCAUUCUUAGUUCUUUGUUAGUGAUAUUCAAUUACAAUAGUAUAAAAUAUUUAUUUCUUACAAACGCACUAUAUACUUCUAAUGUUGGACUUUAUAAUAAUUGGAUAAGUUACUUUUGGAAGCCAAUAUUCCUUGUUUUUACUUUUUUCUUUUAUCAAUUUAUUUUAAAAGCCUUACUUCCAGCAUCAGUCAUUUGUUAUUUGAGAUCUCUAUCAACUAAAAAUCUACAGAAUUCUCAUGAUAUACUGUUAUCCAAACUUAAUACUAUUGCAGUUACAAGACCUAAAAUAAAAAUAUUUGUUAACGACAGUAUUAUGUUAAGAAUGAGAUUCUUCAUAAAGGCACUAUAUCGUAAACUUGGCACAGUUAGGGACUUUCCACCAGAAUUCGACUUGUUUAAGGAAUCUAAAAUAUCAGAGAUUUUGGAAGAAGAUGUAACUGAUAUUAGAGAAACUGGAAAUCAUCCUGAUUGGAUAUUUGCAAAGUUAAUCCCAGAGAUGUUUAAUGAGUUGGUACAUUAUAGAAUAAAUGAAUUGGAACUUGUGAAACAGGACCAACAGAAUUUACAAAAUAUCCGUGAUUAUCUAGCAGACAUUUCGCUGCAACUACUGUUAAUUCAAGAACACUUAGUAAAAAUCGAAUUCCUUAGAUGCAAGCUAUCAAUGAUUCAUCAUGAAUUAAUGAAUGUCAAUGAAGCUAAAAAGGAGGUAACUAGAGGAAAUAAGGAGUCAAAACACUAUAUUAAUAGACUAUUGCAAAGAUUAAUGGGUAUAUAUGAUGACAUUGAGCAUUUGAAUCAAACUAGCCGAAUUUUGGGAAUUUCUAGAGAUGAGAAAGCAAGUAUUGGAGCAUCAGCUAUAAAUGCUGAUAGUUUUCCUUCUGGUCUAGAUGUAAGGCUAUCUUUAGAACAUGAAAAGCAAAAGUACUCUGAAGAUUUUAUGUAUGAAUAUGAUCAUUCAUAUGCAAAAGCCUUAUUUGAAAAUUACAAACUUCAGGAUAUUGCACUUACAAGUUUAGAGGAUAAUAAUAACUCUAGUAAUGAAAAUCAAAGUAAUCAUGACUACUCAAAUGACAAAUCUGAAACCUUGGCUAGAAAUGAAAAAAAAACUGGAGAUCCUCAACAUUGUGAACUUUCUGAAUAUGAAGAAAGUCACAAAAUGAAACAAACUAAUCCAAAAGGUGACAAGUCAGUGAAACACUUAAAUAACCAGAAACGUAAAAAACGUGUAAAGAAGAAUCUAGAUCAGAAAAGUAUACAGAAAGCAAAGAAAUUAUGGAACAAGGAAUAA
This is a messenger RNA of Cryptosporidium muris RN66, 5895 nucleotides long. RefSeq lists its product as uncharacterized. The record is from RefSeq and is a predicted model, not a curated record. Lineage: Eukaryota; Apicomplexa; Conoidasida; Eucoccidiorida; Cryptosporidiidae. The transcript has a single exon. The coding region runs from base 1 to 5895 and encodes 1964 amino acids.